AUGUCCACGUAUGACAAAUCGGAUCAGAUCGGCUAUGAUGAGACGGAUAACACGUUGAAUGCCGAGCUGGAAGACAUGAUAGCGCGCACUCCACCAGAGGUGCAGCGCCACCUGCAGCACCGCAUCCAUGACGGCAUCCUGCAGCGCAUGAAAGAGGAGACGACACGCAAGUGCAUUACGUUCAUCCAAAAGUAUGAGCAGUGCGUGAACAGCCAAAAACCAUACAACAUGAAGCUAUGCUAUCCCCACCGGGACGCUAUGAAUGGGUGCGCGCAGGAGGUGAACCGGGAGGAAAACUACCAGCGCUACCGCAUCAUGUACCUCCGUGGCGAGCUGCUUAGGUACCAUGAGAAACGUAUUGCCGACAAGAUGGAGGCGUUCAAGGUGAAGGCUCCCGACGCGAUUCGCGCAUGGAAGCACGACUACGCACCCAAGUAUAUGCAAAUGAUGGCGGAUUUGGGGGUGGCGCCACUCGGGAAUGCCGUGGAGACAGCGGAGGAAACGACAAACUCGAAGUAG
This is a messenger RNA of Leishmania mexicana MHOM/GT/2001/U1103, 519 nucleotides long. RefSeq lists its product as hypothetical. NCBI's taxonomy places the organism in Eukaryota, Euglenozoa, Kinetoplastea, Trypanosomatida, Trypanosomatidae. Bases 1 to 519 code for a protein of 172 amino acids. The record is from RefSeq and is a predicted model, not a curated record. The transcript has a single exon.